Messenger RNA from Hydractinia symbiolongicarpus, 1448 nucleotides. RefSeq names its product protein Wnt-7a-like. The transcript is spliced from 6 exons. Lineage: Eukaryota; Metazoa; Cnidaria; Hydrozoa; Anthoathecata; Hydractiniidae. Gene Ontology annotation, cellular component: extracellular region. The coding region runs from base 94 to 1119 and encodes 341 amino acids. Gene Ontology annotation, biological process: neuron differentiation; canonical Wnt signaling pathway; cell fate commitment. The record is from RefSeq and is a predicted model, not a curated record. Gene Ontology annotation, molecular function: frizzled binding; cytokine activity.
UCUCACAAUGGGUUUUACAUCUGGCGGUGGAAAAGAGAAAAAACAGAAAGUAGCGAGAAGACAUAUAUAAAGAGCGUGGAAAGAAACAACAAGAUGCAAGGGAAGGCGAUUGCACUUUUAUCGUUGACAGUCCUGUUAAUAUCAGGAAAUGGAAAACGUUCACAAAGAAAAGUUAAAAAGAGAAAGCAGAUGAUGCAACAGAAUCCCAGGAUACGGGUAAACACGAAAACUAUACUGACUGGAUACUCAGUGGCUUAUGAACUAUGUCAAGAUCGUUUUUUAAUGGACAGAUGGAAUUGUCCGAUACCUGCACGAAUGAAAGAUACAGAAUCUCCAAUAUCUCUGACGCCGCUAUAUCCAACAGCAAGUAAAGAAACAUCUUUUGUGUAUGCGAUGAUUGCAGCUAGCUUAGCUCAUCACGUUAUGAGGUCGUGUCAAAUGGGACGUGGUAAAGACUGUCCUUGUUCUGUAAACAAUGGGAAGAAAGCCUCUUCGUGUAAGGAUUUAAAGUAUGGCUUCAAACAAGCAAAGAACGUUAUGAGACAGUUAGAUUACAAAUAUAUAAACGAUAAAAGCAGAAGGGAGUUUAACUGGAAAAAUGUAAUGACUGGUUUUAAGGUUUUGAAAGAUGGUUUACCAAGAGUCUGUCGAUGCUACGGCUUAUCUGGCGAUUGCUCCACAAAAAGAUGUUUCAAAACAACUCCGGUUUCACUAAAAGAGAUUUCUUUAAAACUAAAAAAACUGUACGACUCAGCAGAAAAAUUAAAACCAGAAAGAAACAACGCAACAUCGUCGACAAAUCCGAGCGCAGACCCGGUGACGAGAUCGGUCGUUAAAACGUCGAAAAAUAGGACAAAUUUGGUAUACAUAGACGAGUCACCCGACUACUGUAAGCCGAACAAGCUGUUGGGUAUUGCAGGGACUCUUAACCGAGAAUGUGUCCACGAGAAUGUAGCAACUUGUGAUAAACUCUGCGCAAGUUGUGGGUACAGGAAACAUUCUUAUGUGAGAGAAAUUAAAAAUGGAAAAUGCAACUGCAAAUUUCAUUGGUGCUGUAAAGUCACGUGUGAGACUUGUACACAACGAAAAAUAUAUGCGAAAUGCGCGCUUCAAACAUGACACGACAAAUUCUACAAAUGUUUUUUUAAAACUAAAUUAUUAUAGUUGUAUUACUUUGACGACUUUUGCCAGAGUCAUAUUUAAAUGCUAAAGUAGUGCUUUCAUUAAUUCCAUUUUUAUGCUUGACACAGGGGACUAAAUCUCACACUUAAACUAACCCUCGACAAGACAUAAAUUCAUCUGCGAAAGUAUUUAGUUCCCAUGUUCCGUAUGAAUAAGUUAUGCACUCUUGUAUAGAUAUUUUUCGAACAAGUUGCUUUUUAUGACGGAUUUAUAAAUUGUAGUAAAUUAUUUGGAAGUAUAAUUUAAGUUAUAAAUAAAUAUAUAAU